AUGCCCCAAUUUAUGCAUUUUAGAGAUAGUGGUGAUACACUUCCUUUUGUUGUACGUCAAAAUGGAGGUGUUGUUGAUCAAUCCUCGUCUGCUGCUUUACUUAAAUUGCUUUUAAUUCGGCGUAAUAAUUUGUGUGGUCUUUUAUUUUGUUUUCUGGUCACUGCUUUACUUUAUGUACAAUUAUACAAAUUUCCGAAUCAGUUACAGUUGGUUGAUAAGACAAUGGAUGUUUUACAAAAUAGAGAGUCAUAUAAAAAAGGGAUAGCUAAUUCUGAGAGACGAAAAGACGCUGAAAAAAUAAAAAAGAAAAUUAUGCCAAUGAAUAUUCCAAAAUUUGAAGGUCCGAAAAAUGAUAAACAAAAAGCUUUAAGAGAUGCCUUUUUACAUGCUUGGCGAGGUUACAAACAAUAUGCUUGGGGACAUGAUCUUUUAAAGCCUGUAACACGUACAUACCAGGAAUGGAUUGAAUGCGGUUUAACCAUUGUUGAUUCAUUGGAUACUCUUUUAAUUAUGGGUCUAAAUGAUGAAUUCAAUGAAGCAAAGGAAUGGGUAGCUAAAGAGUUAGAUUUUGAUAAAAAUAGAUUUGUUAGUCUAUUUGAAACAACUAUUCGGAUACUUGGAGGUUUAUUGAGCGCUUAUCAUCUUUCUGGAGAUCAAAUAUUUCUUACAAAGGCAGAGGAUAUUGGGCGUCGAUUAUUACCUGGUAUUAGCGAUUCACCUACAGCUGUUCCUUACAGGUGGGUGUUUUUUUAUAAAUAA
Meloidogyne enterolobii is the source of this 759-nucleotide messenger RNA. The record is from the annotation of a GenBank genome assembly. NCBI's taxonomy places the organism in Eukaryota, Metazoa, Nematoda, Chromadorea, Rhabditida, Meloidogynidae.